This is a messenger RNA of Oncorhynchus masou masou (cherry salmon), 395 nucleotides long. RefSeq names its product glutamate receptor-interacting protein 2-like. Gene Ontology annotation, biological process: neurotransmitter receptor transport, endosome to postsynaptic membrane. The transcript has 4 exons. Lineage: Eukaryota; Metazoa; Chordata; Actinopteri; Salmoniformes; Salmonidae. The record is from RefSeq and is a predicted model, not a curated record. The annotation marks the transcript as partial. Gene Ontology annotation, molecular function: protein binding.
AUGGUACCGGACGGCAGGCCGGCUCAGGACCAGGCAGGCUCAGGACCAGGCAGGCGGGCUCAGAGUCAGGACAGGCAAGGGUCAAACCAGGAGGGACUGUGGGAGGGUAGCCUGAAGCCGGGCGACCGUCUGAUGUGUGUGGAUGGGGUGCCCCUCCACAGUGCCAACCACAGGGAUGCCCUCGCCGUGCUCAACCAGUGUGGUCAGGAGGCCCUCCUACAGAUCGAGUAUGACGUCUCUAUCAUGAAUACUGUGACGAAUGUGUCUGGUCCCCUAUUGGUGGAGAUCGCCAAGUCACCAGGGGCGGCUCUGGGUAUCACCUUGACAACCGCCACCCACAGGAACAAACAGGUCAUCGUCAUCGACAGGAUCAAAGCAGCUAGUGUGGUGGACAG